Molecule: messenger RNA, 3258 nt
Organism: Anopheles darlingi
Lineage: Eukaryota; Metazoa; Arthropoda; Insecta; Diptera; Culicidae
Product: RING finger and SPRY domain-containing protein 1-like
Exons: 6
Coding region: 499-2211 (570 amino acids)
Cellular component (GO): cytoplasm
Molecular function (GO): protein binding; ubiquitin-protein transferase activity
Source: RefSeq, a predicted model, not a curated record
GAUUCAGCUCGAGCUUCGUAUGGCGAGUUUCGAGAAAAGAUUUUACUAAAAGAAACACGGACAGCGCAACUGCGAGAAGAGGCACGACGACGAAAAGAUUAGAAUCCGAAACCGAGUGAUAUCUGCUGCGAUCGUAGCCACCGUUUCAAUGUGAUAAGUGUCCCGAGGAACCAGAGUGCGUUGGGUUUGUUUACGUGUUUGCUGGCGUAAUCUCGUAGCGCAGCGCCCCAGAAGAUUACGUCCGGGUUACGUCCCUCAGUCCGGGUGUGUGGGAAAGUGGUCCUCGAGUGGAAGUGCACAACGAAAAUACCGUCGGAAGCACCGGAAAAGAACACCGGCGAGUGGAUGACGAUGUUGACAACAUAACUGCUGCUGUUCAGGGCAACAUCAUCGCCUCUUCGCUUCCCAGCAUCCAGCACUUAGUACAUCAUCCAGUACAGCCUGCCUUGGUGGCCGUGAAGGCUGUGGUGCCCGCAUCAUCGUAGUCGCUACUUUACGAUGGGUGUUUGUCUGUGCAAGGACAAAGUUGAGGAAGGAUUCGUCAACGAUAGUAGCCGCGAUUCAUACGUUGGCAGUGGCAGCGAUACGGGCCGGUUGGCCGGAGGCCCCGGAUCUAACGGAAAUCAUGUGCGUAAUUGCUCCCGGUCCGAUCGGCAAGCCUCGCUCGCCGAUACCGUCGAUGCGCUGGUCAAGGAAACGCUCGAAAUCAUCGGUUCGAUAGUGGACAAUGAACCGGAGACACCCAAUUCGAUGAUACUGUUGCACGACAUCACGGAUAAGCCAUCCGGAUGGAUACAGCUGGUGAAGUCAUUGAUCCGUGUCGUGCCACUGGAUAAUCCGAUGGGCCCUAGCGUAAUCACACUGCUGCUGGAUGAUAGCCCCCUGCCUUCGAAGGAUUCGGUGCUCGAGGUGGCCGAUAUGAUAACACGCUCCAUCCGUCGCACACCGAAGCGCGAGCGUAACAUGUGCGUCAUUCUGGGCUUCUUAGCGGAGCGUCUGGCCGGACCGUGUAGCAUCUCGGUGCUAUCCGACGUCACGCUUGGUUAUCUGCUUGGAAAUUUGGAUGAAGGUAUCCAUCCGGAUGUAAUGCUGUUUUCGCUGAUCGCCCUAGAGAAGUUUGCACAGACGAGUGAAAACAAAAGUACAAUCCGGCGAAAAUUGGCGCUAUUUCCGGACAAUCCGCUCACCCGACUAGAGAGGCAUACGUCGAGCAAUGAUUAUACUUUGCGUCAGGUUGGAUUCUGUGCCCAAUGGUGCCUAGAUAAUUACUUCCUCAUCGAAGGUCGUCAGUAUUCGUACGAGGUGGCCGAUGUGAGCAAGGUGAAUGUAAUGCUCAAUACGCGCGAUGUUAGCGAAUACUUGAAGAUCUCUGCCGAUGGUUUGGAGGCGCGCUGUGAUGCGUAUUCUUUCGAAAGUGUCCGCUGCACAUACCAGGUCAGCUCUGGUUGCUGGUACUACGAGGUGCACAUCAUUACGCCGGGUGUGAUGCAGAUCGGUUGGGCAACAAAGGAUUCCAAUUUUUUGAGCCACGAAGGCUACGGUAUCGGGGAUGAUGCGUACUCGAUCGCUUUUGAUGGAUGCCGGAAGCUAAUAUGGCAUAAGGCAAAAUCAAUGCAGCAUACGCUCCAUGUCUGGACGGGUGGAUCCAUACUCGGCUGUCUACUCGAUCUCGACGCCCGUGAGGUACUUUUCAGUCUCGAUGGUGUCGAUGGUGAGGUGCAGACGCAAUUGUUUGGAUCCGGUGCCCGUGAUGGGUUCUUUGCGGCCGCCUCUUUCAUGUCUUUCCAGCAGUGCAGAUUCAAUUUCGGUUCUGAGCCGUUCGUUUACCCGCCCAAGAAUCGUCCCUACAAGAGCUUCAACGAUCAUGCUGUGCUGAGUGAACAGGAUAAGAUCGUUCUUCCGCGGCAUCUGUUUCUGGAGCAGCUUCGAAAGUUGAGCGUGCGUGAGGAUUCAUGCACGCUGUGUUUUGACAUGAAGGCUUCGGUACGGAUAGAACCAUGUCAACAUCGUGGCUUCUGCACCAAUUGUGCCGCCCUUCUUCAGUUUUGUCCUAUGUGCCGGGCGGAGAUCGUGAGCACGGUACACGAAGAGAUCACUACCGAUAGUAGCCCACACUCGGAGGUAGCACAAACAGACCCAAUCGGCGAAGAUGUGGAACUAACGACAACAACUACGGCGACGACAACUGCGACGACAACGGCGACGAACUGAGCACUCCAAAGGCAGGCGGACGACUUCUCUGGACUUUUAUUGCAUCGUUUUAAACACGUUUACUUCACCCAUGCUUCUUGUGGGCAUACUGCAGAAGCAAUUGUGAUACUAUUCCUUAGAUAGCUCUAGCGAUAAGAAUCAAUCGAACAAUCUGUACGGCCAUUGCUGGAGAAUGUUUUGGUGAGUUAAGCAAUACACACGUUUCCAGGAUGAUACACCAACACCCGUUAGCUGCUGCGAUCCUCACACGCGUAGCGUAACCGUAACAUACGUUCCCCUUUAUGGACCACAUAGUCGAAUGUAUUUAGUGCGGAGAAUUUUCUAAUGCCCGAGAAACUCCAUGUUAAAAUUGUAACAACUUCUGGACGGUGUCUUCCUUUUGUGUUUCUUGUCAGCAUGAUCAUAUGUUUAUCCAGAUUGUUCUUCUUUUUAAAAUAUAUGUUUGUCUACAACGAGCACGAUACAAACGAGGAUGAAGCGCAUCAUAGUUAUACCUAGGGCACAAGUUCCGAAGACAAUACAGAAGAAGAGCUAUAACAAACUAGAAAUCUGUAACAAUCAUCACACCUAGAAAGACGCCGCGUUGUAGCGUUGUUGUUGACGAUGAGAUUUGAGAUGGCGAGUCACAGAACUCGUUAAUUUGUAGGUUUAUAAGAGGUAUCAAAUGUAGCUCGUUCUGUUUCGUUUUCUUCGCUGUAAAUACGUUUUUAACUGUAUUAUUUGGCUGUUUUUGCAAGCAGACCACAUUCUGUAAAACGUGGUACUACGCGGUACCCAUUAGGCACAUAUUAGCAAAUCACAAACUGGCUAGGAAUUGAUAUGGUAGAAUUGAAUGAAUGCGUGCGGGUAGUUAGUUGAUGGAGAAUUUUACAAAAAGUAUGUGUAGUCCCGUAGGUUAGCGUGUUGCAGCUAGGCGCGAUUGUAUUCAACACGUGGUCUGCCAAGUCCGUAAGCGGUGUAAAAAUAGCGUAACGAAUACGACUGAUAUAUUUUUGUACGCGCAAAUCGAAUGUGUAGAACGUGUUGUGUAAAGAAAUAAAUUUAAAC